CGGCCGGAGUCCUCAGGUACUGCGCGUGCGUUGCGGCCCGCUCUGUGUGCGCCGCCUUCCUCGCCCUGAGAGGGCGGGCCUUCCGCUUGGCAGAGGCGGGCACCUCACCUGCGACGCGGGGGUAGCGUUCCUGUGCAGCUCUUCCAACUUUAGUGGGUUGGUUACCUGGGAGUGUAGCGGCGGGACAGUCUUCUCUCCUUUACGAGACACAGUCCUUGUCAUGUCGAACUCGCGGCUCAGGGCCCGCCGGGGCGCCGGAGAUGGCUCCGGGGCCGCCGGGCGGGACGAGCUGGUGUCGCGGUCCUUGCAGAGCGCAGAGCACUGUCUGGGCGCCCAGGACUUCGGCACCGCGUACGCGCAUUACCUCCUGGUGCUCAGCCUGGCGCCGGAGCUGAAGGACGCCGUGAAGGAAACUUUUCAGUAUACACUGUUCCAGUGGGCUGAAGAGCUUGAUGCCCUCAAUCGAAUACAAGACUUACUUGGUUGCUAUGAGCAGGCCUUGGAACUGUUUCCUGAUGAUGAAGUGAUCUGCAAUAGUAUGGGGGAACAUCUCUUCAGAAUGGGCUUUAGAGAUGAAGCAGCUGGGUAUUUUCAUAAAGCAGUGAAGCUAAACCCUGAUUUCAGUGAUGCAAAGGAGAAUUUUUAUCGUGUUGCAAACUGGUUGGUGGAACGCUGGCACUUUAUCAUGCUUAAUGACAGGAAGAGGAAUAUGAUUUAUCAUGCUGCAAUCCAAAAGGCAGUUUCUUUGGGGUCCAAAAGUGUUCUGGACAUUGGAGCAGGAACUGGAAUUCUGAGCAUGUUUGCUAAAAAAGCUGGAGCACAAGCAGUGUAUGCCUGUGAAUUAUCCAAAACAAUGUAUGAACUUGCCUGUGAUGUAGUGGCUGCAAACAAGAUGGAAGCAGGGAUAAAACUCCUACAUAUGAAGUCACUUGACAUACAGAUUCCAACACACAUUCCUGAAAGAGUGUCCCUAGUUGUAACAGAAACUGUCGAUGCAGGUUUAUUUGGAGAAGGAAUUGUGGAGAGUUUGAUUCAUGCAUGGGAGCAUUUGCUUUUGCAGCCAAAGAUCAAAGGUGAAAGUGGUAAUUGUGAGAAGUAUGGGAAAGUUAUACCAGCAAGUGCUGUUAUAUUUGGGAUGGCAGUAGAGUGUGCAGAGAUAAGAAGACAUCAUAGAGUGGGUAGUAAGGACAUUGCUGGUAUUCAUUUGCCAACAAAUAUGAAAUUUCAGAGUCCUGCCUAUUCUUCAAUAGAUACUGAAGAAACGGUAGAACCUUAUACAACUGAAAAGAUGAGUCGAGUUCCUGGAGGAUAUUUGGCUCUGACAGAAUGCUUUGAAAUUAUGAAGGUAGACUUCAACAAUCUUCAGGAAUUAAAAAGUCUUGCAACCAAAAAACCCGAUAAGCUUGGUGUUCCUGUCACGAAAGAAGGCACACUCGAUGCUAUUGUAGUUUGGUUUGUGCUCCAGCUUGAUGAUGAACACAGUUUGUCCACAAGUCCUAGUGAGGAAACGUGUUGGGAGCAGGCUGUGUACCCUGUGCAAGAACUUACAGAUUAUAGGGUAAAGCCUGGGGCCCAUGUUACAAUGGAAGUAUCUUGUCAAGACUGUUACCUCAGAAUCCAGAGUAUCAGUGUUUUGGAUUUGGAACAUAAAAUGGAAGUUUCAAAAAGUUGUACCAAGGAUAAAGACUUACUGUCUUUAGGAAAUGAGGCUGAACUCUGUAGCGCUCUGGCGAACCUUCAGACCAGUAAAUCAGAAGGUGCAGAGCAGACAUGUGUGUUGGAACCCACAGAAAUUGCUUUACUUAACAACAUACCAUAUCAUGAAGGCUUUAAAAUGGCAAUGAGAAAAGUGUUGUCUUCAUUGACCCCAGAGAAAUUGUGUCAGGUCAUGGAUGAGAUGAGCUCUGAAACUGGACAGAAUACUACUACCGCGAGAACCCCUGAACCUUUCUAUGUGCUGGAUGUGUCUGAAGGCUUCUCUAUUCUGCCUAUAAUUGCGGGGACACUUGGGCAGGUGAAGUCUUACAGUUCUGUGGAGAAAGACCAACAUCGGAUUGCUCUAGACCUCAUCUCGGAAGCCAGUCACUUUCCUAAAGAAACACUUGAGUUUUGGCUGAGACAUGUGGAGGAUGAAUCUGCUGUCUUGCAAAGGCCUAAGUCAGACAAAUUGUGGAGCAUAAUUAUAUUGGAUGUCAUUGAGCCAUCUGGGCUCAUUCAGCAGGAAAUAAUGGAAAAAGCUGCAAUAUCCAGGUGUUUACUACAACCUGGAGGGAAGAUCUUUCCUCAGUAUGUGCUGAUGUUUGGGAUGCUUGUGGAAUCACAGAUGCUGGUGGAAGAGAAUGCUGUUCAAGGAACAGAACGUACUCUUGGGUUGAACAUAGCACCUUUUAUCAACCAGUUUCAGGUGCCUAUACGUGUAUUUUUGGACCUGUCCUCGUUGCCCUGUGUACCUUUAAGCAAGCCAGUGGAACUCUUAAGACUAGAUUUAAUGACUCCGUAUCUGCACACAUCCAACAGAGAAGUAAAGGUACACAUUUGUAAAGCUGGACAAGUGACUGCUAUUCCCUUCUGGUAUCAUAUGUACCUUGAUGACGAGAUUUGGUUGGAUACAUCAAGUGAAGCCUCCCACUGGAAACAAGCGGCAGUUGUUCUAGAGAAUCCCAUCCAGGUUGAAGUGGGAGAGGAACUCGUUCUUAGUGUCCAGCAUCACAAGAGCAAUGUCAGCAUCACUGUCAAACAAUGAGGAGCAGCUUUCUACUGAAAACAUCAUUUAGACCAUCAAGUACAAAAUUCCUGUUUGAAUUGCUGGGCUUAUAGUCAUCAAAUGUAUAAAAUCUAAUUCUUUGUAAUGAUCGGAUAUUUUUCAAAAGUGACAUUAAGAAAGCACAUGCAAAAGAUUCUAAAUUAAAUAGCGUUAUUUUUAUAUUAUUGCUGCAAACUUGUUUUCUGGAAAAGGAUACAUCAUUAGUUUUUCAAAUUAGUAAACCACGUUUCUUUAUAGAGAUUUUAAAUCAGUAAGUAAAGCAAUGUUAUAAUUUUUUAGGCAUCUUGACUUACAAUUGGGAGACAUUUAACAGAAGGCCUCCACAAAAGACUUGGGAUUAUGCUUACCUGUAAAUCCCAACCCUACUUCUUUUAAGUACUCAGAAUGUACUUAAAGACUAAGAGUUGGGAAGAAAUACAUCAUUAGGAGGCAUUUUUUUUCUGAUCUGUUUCAGUACAGAAAAAUUAAAAGGCUAAUAAAAUUAAAAGACUAAUUCAAACCAGUAUGUUUGACUUGGAUGCAAAAUAAGAAAGAAGGAAAGAAAAGAAAUCCCACUUCAAUAGACUUUCAAAAUAGGGAAAUAAAACUGUCAUACCUUUUAUAUUCUGUAAAUGUUUUAUAAGCCACAGAGAUGUUUCUUUGUUCUGUUUGUUCUCAUUCUCUCUAUUCCUGCAUUACCCAGCUUCUUUUAAAUAAAUUUUAGUUUAUACUUAAGAUA
Messenger RNA from Chinchilla lanigera (long-tailed chinchilla), 3482 nucleotides. RefSeq names its product protein arginine methyltransferase 9 (gene Prmt9). The coding region runs from base 221 to 2743 and encodes 840 amino acids. NCBI's taxonomy places the organism in Eukaryota, Metazoa, Chordata, Mammalia, Rodentia, Chinchillidae. The transcript is spliced from 12 exons. The record is from RefSeq and is a predicted model, not a curated record. Gene Ontology annotation, molecular function: protein-arginine omega-N monomethyltransferase activity; protein binding. Gene Ontology annotation, biological process: peptidyl-arginine methylation.